Messenger RNA from Rhinichthys klamathensis goyatoka, 427 nucleotides. RefSeq names its product magnesium transporter protein 1-like. The transcript has 5 exons. The record is from RefSeq and is a predicted model, not a curated record. Gene Ontology annotation, cellular component: oligosaccharyltransferase complex. NCBI's taxonomy places the organism in Eukaryota, Metazoa, Chordata, Actinopteri, Cypriniformes, Leuciscidae. Bases 10 to 330 code for a protein of 106 amino acids.
GUUUUGAUCAUGACAUCGGGUCAAAUGUGGAACCACAUCCGAGGACCUCCAUACGCUCACAAGAACCCGAACACUGGCCAAGUGAGUUACAUCCACGGCAGCAGUCAGGCUCAGUUUGUGGCGGAGACUCACAUCGUUCUCCUCUUCAAUGCUGCGGUGACUCUAGGAAUGGUUCUGCUUCAUGAGGCUGCGACCUCUGACCUGGACGUCGGCAAGAGGAAAAUCAUGUGUAUGGCAGGAAUCGGGCUGGUGGUGCUGUUCUUCAGCUGGCUCCUGUCCGUCUUCAGGGCCAAAUAUCACGGAUAUCCUUACAGCUUCCUGUUCGGCUAAAUGAGGACCGGUGGAGGAGCGCUGGGAAAUAUUAAUGCGCAAAGUGCCUUAAUGUUUAAGAUGAGUGAUUGAUCUGGUAAAGUUCUGCUUGACCCUG